Messenger RNA from Caenorhabditis elegans, 1430 nucleotides. NCBI's taxonomy places the organism in Eukaryota, Metazoa, Nematoda, Chromadorea, Rhabditida, Rhabditidae. The record is from the annotation of a RefSeq genome assembly.
ACUCUUCUUUACACAACCGAUACAUCCUUCGUGUCAUUCACAGCUACAAAUAUUUUCAAAAUUCAAAUUUUGCUGCGUGAAUCAAAAAUUGCAGUUUCAAUCCUCCUCUUUGAUCUACUCAAGGUCUCUCAAGCAUUCAAGAAGAUAUGGAUAGUAAUUUGAAUGGAAAUCAAAAGACACUAGCCGAAAGUCAUACUAGAGCCGGCCAAAUUCAAACACAAAGUGUGGGACAUUUAGAGAGCAUCAAAUUGGAUAUGUUCUCUCAAAGGCAGUUUCUUCAUGAGAAGAGCAUCAAAACAGAGCAAGAACGUGCCUUAGAAAUGAAAACUGUUAACGAUGAAAAUUUGAAUAUCGAAUUGGAAAUGAAGCAAAAUAGAAUGAAUCACCAACAAAGAAUUCAAAAGCAGAAAUUAUUGGACAGAAAUGACGAAUUGAAGUAUAAUUUGGGAUGUGAAGAAGAUGCGAAAGAGAGACAUUUUAUCAGUAGUGUUGAGGAUACAAGAGCUGCUGGACAGAAGCUGUUCAGUUCGUUGAAUCAUCUUUGCUCAAGUGUACAUUGUCUACAAACAAGCAACAAUUCAAAUAAUCGGAAUGAUGUUGAAAAGAAAAUUGGUAGUUGUAUGGCCUAUAUUGGCAAAGUCGAAAAGACAAUAAUUCCUUUCUAGGAUGCAGUGCGAACUUUACAAGACCAAUAUAAGCUGGAACUGUGAAUGUUCAAGAAAUUCACAACAAGACAGGCACGCUGGAACAGAGCAUCUCUCGAUUUCAAAAUUAUUUGAAAGAUGGUUACAUUGAUAAUAAUAUUUCAACCUACAAAGAUGUUUUGGAAUCAACAUCAGGCUUGAUUGAAAUUGUGAAUUCACUUCCAUCAAUUGCUAAAAGUAAUCACGGUACAACUGCUAUAACUGAGAGUUUUAAGCAAACUAUUCAAAGUUCAAACAGCGAUAUAUGUGUUCAACAAUCUACAACUCUUGUUGUACAAGUUACUGAAAACGUUGAAGUGUCCGUUGGAAAAAGAGAUAAGCUAAUAAUUCUUAGUAUUAUUCCAUUCUUCGUCUGUGCGCUAAUUGAUUUGUUUCGUUAAUGGCAAUAAUUUUUUUCAAAUUGUGUUUACCUUUGUUUUAAGGUGUUCAAAAAAUUUAUGCCCCGUAGUAUUAUUCAAAUUUACUGUUAAAUUGCAUUCCCUCUAUUCUUAUAUAUGUAUACUGAAUAAAUUAUUGAUAUUGAGGCACAUAUUUAUUGGAAUUCAAAACGUGUUUGGCAUGGAACACCUAUGUAUCUUUAUAUUUUGCUAUUGAAAAUUAGACAUCACCGUCUUCAUUAGAUAUUUCAUUCGGUCAAGGCGUAACAGGGCCUCUCACUCGCACUAUAAAAGCAGCGUUUUGAGAAUAUUUUCAGCACUGUUGUUGAAAGUUAUUGAACUUUGGCAA